CCGGAAGUGCUUAUAUUUCUACGCUUAGCGUAGCAUCGACGUCGCUAGUUUGGGACAAAAUGUUUAGUUUUGUGGUUUAAAGAGACAAUUUGUUUGUAUUUUGACCGUCGAGUGGGUGACCCUUAAGGGGAUAUAACGUCGAGAUGAUUCCCACGGAGGACGCGUCAGCCAGGAAGAGAGAAAUUGAGGAGAAACUGAAGCAGGAACAAGAGACGCUGUCGUUCAUCCGCGAGAACCUGGAGAAGAGCGAGCAGCUGACCAAUGGCAUGGUGUCCAUCCUGUCCUCCUUCGAGAGCCGCCUGAUGCAGCUGGAGAACUCCAUCAUUCCCGUCCACAAGCAGACGGAGAACCUCCAGCGCCUGCAGGACAACGUGGACAAGACCCUGUCCUGCAUGGACCACGUCAUCAGCUACUACCACGUGGCCAAGGACACCGACCGCAUCAUCCGGGAGGGACCGACGGGCCGACUGGACGAGUACCUGGCCUGCAUGGCCAAGAUCCAGAAGGCGGUGGAAUACUUCCAGGACAACAACCCCGACAGUCCAGAACUCAACACAGUGAAAGCCCGCUUCGAGCGCGGCAAAGAGUUGCUGGAGGCGGAGUUCCGCAGCCUCCUGACCCGCUACAGCAAGCCGGUUCCGCCCAUCCUCAUCCUGGACGCCAUCAGCGUGGACGAGGAGCUGGAGGUCCAGGAGGACGUGGUCCUGGAACACCUGCCCGAAGCCCGGCUCCAGGAGAUCAUCUGCAUCGCCGGCUGGCUGGUGGAAUACGGACGGAACCAAGAUUUCAUGACGGUCUACUUCCAGAUCCGGUCCAGUCAGCUGGAUCGCUCCAUCAAGGGCCUGAAGGAGCACUUCCGCAAGAACAGCGCCUCCUCCGGAGUCCUCUACUCGCCGGCGGUCCAAGCCAAGCGCAAAGACACGCCCACCAAGAAGGUUCCCAAGAGGCCAGGGACCAUUCGCAAGGCCCAGAACCUUCUGAAACAAUACUCCCAACAUGUGGAUGGCAAGAAGGCCGCUUCUAACCUCACUCCUUUGGAAGGUUACGACCACGACCUGCGGGUCAGACACCUGGCCGACGCCCUGGCCGACAAGGGCUCCACAGGUAAAGAGGACGUGCUGGACAUCGAGAUGGACUCCUACAUCCACGCCAUCAGCGCCUUCAUCAAGCUGGCGCAGAGCGAGUACGCCCUCCUGGCGGAGGUCAUCCCCGAGCACCACCAGAAGAAGACCUUCGACUCGCUCAUCCAGGAGGCGCUGGACAACCUGAUGCUGGAGGGGGACAACAUCGUGUCGGCGGCCCGCCGCGCCAUCCUGCGCCACGACUACUCGGCCGUGCUCACCAUCUUCCCCAUCCUGCGACACCUCAAGGUCAACAAGUCCGACUUUGACGCCACGCUGCAGGGCACGGCGGCCAGCACCAAGAACAAACUGCCCACGCUCAUCACCUCCAUGGAGACCAUCGGCGCCAAAGCCCUGGAGGAGUUUGCAGACAGCAUCAAGAACGACCCCGACAAGGAGUACAACAUGCCGAAGGACGGCACCGUGCACGAACUGACCAGCAACGCCAUCCUCUUCCUGCAGCAGCUGCUGGACUUCCACGAGACCGCCGGUGCCAUGUUGGCCUCGCAAGUACUGGGGGACACUUACAAUAUCCCUUUAGACCCCCGAGAGUCCAGUUCAUCAGCCAGCAGCUACACAUCAGACUUCAACAAGCGUCUGCUCAGCACCUACAUAUGUAAAGUUCUGGGGAACCUCCAACUGAACCUCCUGAGCAAGUCCAAAGUGUACGAGGAUUCAGCUCUGAGCGCCAUCUUCCUGCACAACAACUACAACUACAUCCUCAAGUCUCUGGAGAAGUCAGAGCUGAUCCACUUAGUGACUGUGACCCAGAAGCAUGCAGAAGGUUCCUACAGAGAACUGAUCCAGCAGCAGAUCCACCUGUACCAACGCAGCUGGGUGAAAGUGACGGAGCACCUGACAGAGCGCAACAUGCCCGCCUUCCAGCCCGGCGCCAAGCUGAAGGACAAAGAGCGGCAAGUCAUCAAGGACAAGUUCAAGGGUUUCAACGAGGGUCUGGAGGAACUGUGCAAGAUCCAGAAGGGCUGGGCCAUCCCGGACAAGGAGCAGCGAGACUUCAUCCGACACGCCCAGAGGGACGUGGUGUCUGACGCCUACAGGAGUUACCUGCACAGGUGCGCCAACAUCUCCUUCACCAAGAACCCAGAAAAGUACCACAAGUAUCGGCCCGAGGAAGUGGAGGACAUGAUCGAGAGGCUCUUCGACACCUCCGCUUAAGCCCCGCCCCCACUGUUACCUGCCAUGUGUGCGUGCGUGAUGGAAUCAUGGAAAUAUUAAAGGCAAGUGUUUUGUUGCUAA
Molecule: messenger RNA, 2378 nt
Organism: Nerophis ophidion (straightnose pipefish)
Lineage: Eukaryota; Metazoa; Chordata; Actinopteri; Syngnathiformes; Syngnathidae
Gene: exoc7
Product: exocyst complex component 7
Exons: 21
Coding region: 144-2297 (717 amino acids)
Biological process (GO): exocytosis
Cellular component (GO): exocyst
Molecular function (GO): phosphatidylinositol-4,5-bisphosphate binding
Source: RefSeq, a predicted model, not a curated record